Messenger RNA from Clonostachys byssicola, 1638 nucleotides. The record is from the annotation of a GenBank genome assembly. Lineage: Eukaryota; Fungi; Ascomycota; Sordariomycetes; Hypocreales; Bionectriaceae.
AUGGCCCACGAUCUCAUCCUCACCUUUGUACUCUCUCUCUCGGUGUUGUUUUGUCUGUUCAAAGUGGGGGGCGUUGGAUCCAGGGCCUCGAAUCUACCGCCAGGUCCGCCAACGCUGCCGCUUUUGGGAAACUUGCAUCUUAUGCCGACUUUUCGACCACAUGUUCAACUGCAGAAAUGGGCCAAAAAAUAUGGACCCAUUUAUUCCCUGGUUCUUGGAACGAAGGUCAUGAUCGUACUCUCUUCAGAUGAUGCAGUCUCAGAUGUGCUGGUAAAGAAGAGCGGAAACUAUUCAGACAGGCCUGACAUGUUCAUUGGACAAAAGAUUGCCAGCGGAAAUCUUCGACUUGUUGUCAUGAGGUAUGGCGAGAACUGGCGCAUGAUCCACCGAAUGAUACACAACAUAAUGAAUAUCAAGGCUGCAGUGACCUACGUCCCUUAUCAAGACCUCGAAAACAAAUUCCUUUUGGAAGGUCUUCUCGAUACCCCGGCUGACUUUUUGGCACAUAUUCGACGAUUCACGUACUCACUUUCUACCCAAAUGAUUUUCGGUUACCGCUGCGUCAAUAAGAGGGACCCAAAUCUCUUGCAACUGUUUGAGAGCUUCGAGAAAUGGGGAAAGCUUGCAGGGAGUUCUAGUGCUCAGAUAGCAGACCUUUUCCCGGUUCUUCAAUAUCUACCGGAUUUCAUGACGCCGAACGUUAAUUACGCGAAGAAGCUCUUCGAGAUUGAAAGAAGGAACUACGUCGGCCACUGGAUGAGGUCAAAGAAGGCACUUGACAGUGGCAAAGGUUUGCCUUGUUUCUGUAACGAUAUCUACAGAGUUCAGUCGCAAGAAGGAUUCAGCGAUGAUGCCGCGGGAUACAUCAGUGGCUCAUUACUAGAAGCGGGCUCAGACACCACUGCAUCCACUUUGUAUGGUUUCAUCCAGGCCGCUCUCGUUUGGCCUGAAGUCCAGCAAAGGGCUCAAGAAGAGAUUGAUCGAGUCGUGGGCCCCAACCGCCUUCCUACGAUGGAUGACUAUGAGAACCUCCCAUACAUUCGUUGCUGCAUAAAGGAGAGUCUUCGCUGGAUGCCAACUGUCAUUCUUGGGGUACCUCAUGCCGCCAUCAAGGAAGACACGUACAAUGGCUAUGUCAUACCACAGGGUGCAACCGUCGUAAGCAAUGUUUGGGCAAUUCACAUGGAUCCAGAGCGAUCCAAGAACCCCAGAGUCUUCAACCCUGAACGCUUCAAAGGCGACGAUACUUCUUUAUACCAAUCUGCUGUUGGGAAUACAAAGAACCGAGAUAACUUUGUGUUUGGGGCGGGCCGCCGCCUCUGUCAAGGGAUUCAUAUCGCCGAACGAUCGCUCUUUUUAGGGAUUUCCCGACUGAUGUGGGCAUUCAAUUUCGAACGGCCGGUGGACGCUAAAGGAGUUCCAGCUCAAUACGACAUCGAAGACUUGGUUGGAGGAAUCACGGUCCAGCCUUCCGACUUCCCUGCUAUUAUCAAGCCUCGCUCUCCUGAGAAAGCUCAAAUCAUUAGGGAUUCAGUUGAAGAAUGCAAACAGUUUUUAGACCCGGACACAUUGCAGUGGAAGAAGGUUCCUGAGGGCAUGGCUUUUAGCACAUGGAUGCCAGACACAGACCAAGAUUGA